Neocloeon triangulifer is the source of this 1436-nucleotide messenger RNA. RefSeq names its product heparan sulfate glucosamine 3-O-sulfotransferase 3B1-like. The record is from RefSeq and is a predicted model, not a curated record. The transcript is spliced from 3 exons. NCBI's taxonomy places the organism in Eukaryota, Metazoa, Arthropoda, Insecta, Ephemeroptera, Baetidae. Bases 32 to 952 code for a protein of 306 amino acids. Gene Ontology annotation, molecular function: [heparan sulfate]-glucosamine 3-sulfotransferase activity.
AUUUGUUCUUGGGCUACGCGUGCAUUAUAUCAUGUUUCGCGGCCGCGGCUCUUUUUUGGUCGUGCUGAUUUCAAGCGUCACGGUUUUCCUCACCCUGCUGCAGAUCUACCUGAAGGUGGCGCCGAACUUGCGGCGCCGCUACGCAAACGAAUUCGGCGGCGGCGAGAAAAUCCGCAAACUGCCCGACUGCAUCAUAAUCGGGGCGAAGAAGGGCGGCACCAGGGCGCUGCUCGAGUUCAUCAACAUCCACCCCGACGUCGAGAUCUCGCCCUUCGAGGUCCACUUCUUCAACAUGGAGAGGCAGUACUCGAGGGGCCUCCACUGGUACAGGUCGCAAAUGCCAUUGGCGGCGCCAGGGCAGCUGGUCGUCGAGAAGUCGCCAAACUACUUUGUGUCCAGGGACACGCCAGGACGUAUUUUUGAGAUCAACAAGGACAUCAAACUGGUGCUGGCGGUUCGGGAGCCGGUCGAAAGGGCCAUUUCGGACUUUGUCCAGAGCUACCAGCGCCACAACCUGACCUUUGAGCGACUGGCCUUCAAGGACGGCGACGGCACCUUCGAGAGUGUCAACACGGCGUGGUCGGCCAUCAAGACGAGUUCGUACGCGCGCCACCUGGAAAGGUGGCUUGAGGUCUUCCCCAGGGCGCAAAUCCUGGUGGUCGAGUGCGGCGACCUGACCGCCGACCCUGCAGGCCAGCUGCGCAGGGUCGAGCGCUUCCUGGGCCUGCGGCCGCACAUCUCACAGCAGAACUUCUUCUUCAGCCGACAGAAGGGCUUCAUGUGCUGGCGCAGAGGCCCCGACGACCCCGGCCACUGCCUCGGCGACCGCAAGGGUCUCAAGCACCCUGAGGUCCACCCUGCGGCCGUGGCCAGACUCAGGAGGCACUUUUCCGCGCUCAACAAAAGGUUUUUCGAACUGGUCGGCACAGAAUUCAACUGGCCCCAGCAAUGACAACUGACUUUUAAAAGUUUUGUUUAAUUUUUAAUCAGUUAAUUAAUUUCACAGAGGAACCUUCAGGCACACAUUUGUGCUUCCGAAUAUUAUCAAUGUAACCUAUUUAUGAAUCAGAAAGUAUUAAGACUUGUUGUAAAGCAAUUGACUAUUAAAAGUUUCAUAAAAAUACUUCUUAAAUUAAUAAUUUAGUUAAAAAUAAUUGGAAUCAAUUUUGUUGCUCUCAGUCAAAAGCGUGACUUUUGAGUGCGUUUCAAGUUUUCCUCCAAGUGCUUUUUCUUUUCAUUAGCCCACUUCAGGAGCUCAUUGUAUGCAUUGGAAACCAUUACUUGCUUAGUCACAUUACUCUCCACCAUGUUCUUCAAGUUGUUGUCAUGGAAGGGGUAGUAAAGCAGAUUCCGUCCAGCCUGGGACGCCGCCAGGUGCUGGAUUUUGGCCUUUAGCACUGGAUCACCCUGAGAAAAUUAAUUGUUUUUUCAACACA